Columba livia (rock pigeon) is the source of this 10351-nucleotide messenger RNA. RefSeq names its product ATP binding cassette subfamily A member 2 (gene ABCA2). Lineage: Eukaryota; Metazoa; Chordata; Aves; Columbiformes; Columbidae. The coding region runs from base 737 to 8131 and encodes 2464 amino acids. Gene Ontology annotation, cellular component: intracellular membrane-bounded organelle; membrane. The record is from RefSeq and is a predicted model, not a curated record. Gene Ontology annotation, molecular function: lipid carrier activity; ATP binding; ABC-type transporter activity. Gene Ontology annotation, biological process: transmembrane transport; lipid transport. The transcript is spliced from 48 exons.
ACCCUGUCACCUUCCUCUGUGGCUGGUGAAGAUGAGCUUGGGCAGCACAGUGUGGUCCUUGCCUGCUCCUCCCUGGGGCUGCCCAGACAGGACCAGCCAUGGUGGUGUCCCCACUGGGUUGGUGCCGGGUUCCCCAGGUGCAGGGGCCGCUGGUGGCGAUGUCCCUGUCCCCCCCAGGACUGCAGAGGGCUCUCCAGGCCAGGGGUAGCUUGUCCUACCCCUUCUAACCUCCCUCCUGGGGCAGACCCUGCUGAGUGGUGGCACCCAUGUGGUAGCCUGUGGUCACCCUGGUCUUGCCUAUGCUCCCUCAAGUCUGGUCCUCAAGGGGCUAGAGAUGGCUUCCAGCCCGGCACCACCACCAGGUCCCUGUUCUGGCCCCUUGCAGCUGGGAUGGCCAGGACAUGGCACUACUAGGAGCCCGGAGGCCAUUUGAUGCCACCGAUGUUCUGGCUUACGGCCACCACCAUCUGCCCUGCCAAGCUGCUGACCCAUCCGGUGCUUCCCUGCCCUGGGCUGUCCCUUGUCCCUGCCAGAAGCCCAUCUUCACCAGCCGCUGCCUGUUGCGGCUGUGCUAACAGCACUGACCUGCCUCUAACCACAGAGCCGCCGGCCGGGCCGCUGCGCGCAGGGCCCCUGCCUGGCGCUGCCAGGUGACAGCCUCUGGUCCCCUUUGGGCAGGGCCCUCCUGCGCUUGCCCUGUCCCAGGGAAGGAUGUGGAAAGACCCUGGCAGGGACGAUGGCUCAGUGCCGGCUGAGGGGGGAAGCUUUCUACACGGCGGCCCCGCUCACGUCGGCCGGGAUCCUGCCCGUCAUGCAGUCCCUGUGCCCUGAUGGCCAGCGCGACGAGUUCGGCUUCCUGCAGUACUCCAACUCCACGGUGACACAGCUCCUGGAGCACCUCAGUGAAGCUGUGGAGCAGAGCAGCCUCUUCGACCCGCAGCACCCGGGGCUGGAGGAGGAGCUGGAGUCGCUGCGCCGGCGCCUGGAGGCACUGAGCAGCAGCGAGCCCAGCUCCAUGGAGACCCACUUCAGGAACCCAGCAGGAUCCGGCUUCACAUUGGCGUGGGCAGCCAAGGACCGGGGCGAGCUGCAGCGCUUCCUGACGCGGAACCUGUCCCUGCCCAACAGCACAGCUGAGCUGCUCCUGGGCUCCAGCAUUGACCUGCAUGAGGUGUACCGCCUGUUCUUCGGUUCCUUUCCUUUGGUACCCGAUGAGACCCAUGAACGAGACCUGUGGGAUGGGUUUGGCCCUGGUGAGAAGAUGACACAGCUGGAGAAGAGCCUCCCCAGUGGCUGGAGGAGCCUGCGGGAAGGGCUGGUCCACCGGGCGCUGCGGGACCCUGCGGCAGCCCCGCGCCGGCCAGCACUGCUCCGCCUGCUCUCCCAGGCCCUGGGCCUUGCCAGCACCACUGCAGCGCCCACCGCCUCCGACAGCCCCCAGGCCUUUGUCACCGAGAUGGAGGGCGUCCUCUUCACCGGGCCGGUGCUGGAGCAGCUGACGUGUGAGCAGAGCCCAGGGGGACUGCGCCGCCUCCUUCGCGUGGCCCCCGCGCAGCAGCCGCUGCUGCAGACGUACCGGGCGCUGGCCUGCAACGGCAGCCGGGCCGCCCGCCGGGAGCGCUUUGCCCAGCUGGCCACCGAGCUCCGGGAGCAGCUGGACACCCCCAGGAUUGUCAGCAGACUGAAGCUGGAUGAGGUGAACAGCACGGCCGCCCAGCACCGCCUCCGCGCCCUCCUGGAGGACCUAGCAGAGAUGGAGAAGGUUCUCCGUGAUGUGGACAUCCUGUCGGCGCUGGCCAAGCUGCUGCCCAGGGGAGCCUGUGUCAGCAAGGCCCCGCUGCCCACUGCCAAUAGCACUGGCUGGGCCAGUGCCAAUGCCACGGCUGGCAACACCACAGCAGAGGAGGAGGGAGCUGGGGGUGGCCCAGCCGGCAGCGACAACCCUCAGGGGCAGUUCUCGGCAUUUGUGCAGCUCUGGGCCGGGCUGCAGCCCAUCCUCUGCGGCAACAACCGGACGAUUGAACCUGAGGCGCUGAAGCAGGGCAACAUGAGCUCGCUGGGCUUCACCAGCAAGGAGCAGCGGAACCUAGGCCUUCUCGUGCAUCUGAUGACCAGCAACCCCAAAAUCCUGUAUGCACCCGUGGGCACCGAAGUGGACAAAGUCAUCCUGAAGGCCAAUGAGACCUUUGCCUUUGUGGGCAAUGUCACCCACUAUGCCAAGGUGUGGCUGAACAUCUCCCCUGAGAUCCGUGCCUACCUGGAGGAGGGCAGGCUGCAGAGACGCAUCCGCUGGCUCCAGCAGUUCACCGCUGACCUCCACAAGCACCCAGAGAUCCUGAAUGUCUCUGACAGCGAUGUUCUCCACAACUUCCUCAACGGCAACUUCUCCCUGCCCAAUGCCAGCAUCCUGCUCCAGCAGCUGGACACCAUCGACAAUGCCGCCUGUGGCUGGGUCCACUUCAUGGCCAAGGUCAGUGUGGACAUCUUCAAAGGCUUCCCAGAUGAGGAGAGCAUUGUCAACUACACACUGAACCAGGCCUACCAGGACAACGUCACAGUCUUUGCCAGUGUCAUCUUCCAGACCAACAAGGACGGCUCAUUGCCGCCCCACGUCAUGUACAAGAUCCGACAGAACUCCAGCUUCACGGAGAAGACCAAUGAGAUCCGACGGGCGUACUGGCGGCCUGGCCCCAACACUGGUGGCCGCUUCUACUUCCUUUAUGGCUUUGUCUGGAUCCAGGACAUGAUGGAGCGUGCUCUCAUCAACACGUUCGUUGGCCAUGACGUGGUGGAGCCCGGCAACUAUGUGCAGAUGUUCCCAUACCCGUGUUAUACCCGGGAUGACUUUCUCUUUGUCAUCGAGCAUAUGAUGCCCCUGUGCAUGGUGAUCUCCUGGGUCUACUCAGUGGCCAUGAUGAUCCAGCACAUUGUGACGGAGAAGGAGCAUCGCCUGAAAGAGGUGAUGAAGAUGAUGGGCUUGAACAACGCAGUGCAUUGGGUAGCGUGGUUCAUCACAGGCUUCGUCCAGCUCUCCAUCUCGGUCACAGCACUCACCGCCAUCCUGAAGUACGGCAAGGUCCUGAUGCACAGUGAUGUCCUCAUCAUUUGGCUCUUUCUUGCCAUCUAUGCAGUGGCUACCAUCAUGUUCUGCUUCUUGGUGUCGGUGCUGUACUCCAAGGCCAAGCUGGCCUCUGCCUGCGGUGGCAUCAUCUAUUUCCUUAGCUACGUGCCCUACAUGUACGUCGCCAUCCGGGAGGAGGUGGCGCAUGACAAGAUCACAGCCUUUGAGAAGUGCAUUGCGUCCCUCAUGUCCACCACAGCCUUUGGGUUGGGCUCCAAGUACUUUGCACUGUACGAGGUGGCCGGUGUGGGCAUCCAGUGGCACACCUUCAGCCAGUCGCCUGUGGAAGGAGACGACUUCAACCUCCUCCUGUCCAUGAUGAUGCUGAUUGUGGAUGCUGUGGUGUAUGGGGUGCUCACGUGGUACAUUGAGGCUGUGCACCCGGGCAUGUUCGGCUUGCCGCGGCCCUGGUACUUCCCCUUCCAGAAGUCCUACUGGCUGGGCAACGGGCGAGUGGAGACCUGGGAGUGGACCUGGCCCUGGUCCCACACCACGCGCCUCAGCAUCAUGGAGGAGGAUCAGGCCUGCGCCAUGGAGAGCCGGCGGCUGGAGGAGACUCGGGGCAUCGAGGAGGAGCCAACCCACCUCCCCUUGGUCGUCUGCAUUGACAAGCUCACCAAGGUUUACAAGACAGACAAGAAGCUGGCGCUGAACAAGCUGAGCCUCAACCUCUAUGAGAACCAGGUGGUGUCUUUCCUGGGGCACAAUGGUGCAGGCAAAACCACCACCAUGUCCAUCCUCACCGGCUUGUUCCCUCCCACCUCGGGUUCUGCUACCAUCUAUGGCCAUGAUAUCCGGACAGAGAUGGAUGAGAUCCGGAAGAACCUGGGCAUGUGUCCCCAGCACAACGUGCUCUUCGACAGGCUGACAGUGGAGGAGCACCUCUGGUUCUACUCGCAGCUCAAGAGCAUGGCGGAGGAGGAGAUCCGCAGGGAGAUGGACAAGAUGAUUGAGGACCUGGAGCUCUCCAACAAACGCCACUCCCUGGUGCAGACCCUCUCAGGGGGCAUGAAGAGGAAGCUGUCGGUGGCCAUUGCUUUUGUGGGUGGGUCACGGGCUGUGAUCUUGGAUGAGCCCACGGCUGGCGUGGACCCGUAUGCACGCAGGGCCAUCUGGGACCUGAUCCUCAAGUACAAGCCAGGGAGGACCAUCCUGCUCUCCACACACCACAUGGACGAGGCUGACCUGCUGGGUGACCGCAUCGCCAUUAUCUCCCACGGCAAACUCAAGUGCUGCGGCUCUCCACUCUUCCUCAAGAGCACCUAUGGUGAUGGCUACAAGCUGACAGUGGUGAAGAAGCAGUCAGACACCAGGAACAGCACAGAGCCCGGCCAGCCGCACAGCCCACUGGCCCACUCCUCCAUCAGCCCCUGCUCCGAGCCUCGUGUCUCCCAGUUCAUCAAGAAAUAUGUGGCCUCCUGCCUCCUCAUCUCGGAUACCAACACUGAGCUCUCCUACAUCCUGCCCAGCGAGGCCGUCAAGAAAGGCUGUUUUGAGAGGCUCUUCCAGCACUUGGAGCACAGCCUGGAGGAGCUGGACCUCACCAGUUUUGGGCUGAUGGACACCACGCUGGAGGAGGUCUUCCUGAAGGUGUCUGAGGAGGACCAGUCUCUGGAAAACAGCGACGUGGACAUGAAGGAGUCCAAGAAGGACACCCCGCAGUCACCCGCUCCUGAGCUGGGCCCGAAGCCUGAGGCCAAUGGGGAGCCCUUGGCUGAAGCGGCCGUGCCGGAGAAACCCGAGGUGGAGCUCAGCAACCUGGUGACCUGCUCCAAGCUGGCGCAGUCGCAGGCGUCCCUGCGCUCAGCCUCCUCGGUGGGCUCCGUGCGGGGUGAUGAAGGUGGGGCUUAUUCCGAAUUCUUUGGGGAUUACGCACCCCUGUUUGAUAACCGUCAGGACCCCGAUAACAUCAGCCUGCAAGACCAAGAGGUGGAGGCAGAGGACGGUGACCUGGCUGGGCAGGGGAGCUUCAAGCUGGAGGGCUCAUGGCUGAAGCUGCGCCAGUUCCACGGGCUGAUCGUCAAACGCUUCCACUGCGCCAAGCGCAACACCAAGGCACUCUUCUCGCAGAUCCUCCUGCCUGCUUUCUUCGUCUGCGUGGCCAUGACCGUGGCGCUCUCUGUGCCCGAAAUAGGUGACCUGCCGCCCCUCAUUCUCUCACCAUCGCAGUACCACAACUACACCCAGCCCAAGGGCAACUUCAUUCCGUACGCCAAUGAGGAGCGUCGUGAGUACCGCAUCAGGCUGUCUCCUGAUGCCAGCCCCCAGCAGCUGGUGAACACCUUCCACCUGCCCUCCGGCGUGGGGGCCACCUGUGUGCUCAAGACGGCCUUCAACAACACGCUGGACCAGCCCAUGCAGACCCUCAACCUCAACAGCAACGAGUCCAAGAUGCUGGCGGCCAAGUACUUUGAUGCCAUGUGUAUUGACUCCUUCACCCAGGGCCUGCCGCUCUCCAACUUUGUGCCGCCGCCUCCAUCCCCAGCUCCCUCCGACUACCCCAUCUCAGUGGAUGAGGACCUGCUCCGUGCCUGGAACUCCUCAACCUUUUCCUCUGCCAUCAAAGAGACCGUCACCUCGGCCCCCGCCCUGCCCCACGUCAUCCACGAGCCCAUCAAGUGCACGUGCUCCAUGCAGGGGACCGGCUUCUCCUGCCCCAGCGGCGUGGGGGGCCACCCCCCGCAGAUGAAGGUGGUGACAGGGGACAUCCUCGCAGACAUCACAGGGCGCAACGUCUCAGAGUAUCUGCUCUACACCUCAGACCGCUUCCGGCUGCACAGGUAUGGGGCACUCACCUUCGGCAACGUCCAGAAAUCCAUCCCAGCCUCCUUCGGGGCCAGGGCUCCUGCCACGGUGCGCAAGAUCGCUGUCCGGAGAACAGCCCAGGUCUUCUACAACAACAAGGGCUACCACAGCAUGCCCACCUACCUCAACGCUCUCAACAAUGCCAUCCUGCGAGCCAACUUGCCCAAGAGCAAAGGCAACCCUGCUGCCUACGGCAUCACAGUCACCAACCACCCCAUGAACAAGACGAGCGCCAGCCUGUCCCUGGAUUACCUCCUGCAAGGGACGGACGUGGUGAUUGCCAUCUUCAUCAUCGUGGCCAUGUCCUUUGUGCCAGCCAGCUUUGUUGUGUUCCUGGUGGCUGAAAAGGCCACCAAGGCCAAACACCUGCAGUUCGUGAGUGGUUGUGACCCUGUCAUCUACUGGUUGGCCAACUACGUGUGGGACAUGCUGAACUACCUGGUGCCGGCCACAUGCUGCAUCAUCAUCCUGUUCGUGUUCGACCUCCCGGCGUACACCUCUCCUACCAACUUCCCCGCUGUGCUUUCCCUCUUCCUGCUCUAUGGCUGGUCCAUCACCCCCAUCAUGUACCCUGCGUCCUUCUGGUUUGAGGUGCCCAGCUCUGCCUACGUCUUCCUCAUCGUCAUCAACCUCUUCAUCGGCAUCACAGCCACCGUUGCCACGUUCCUGUUGCAGCUCUUUGAGCAUGACAAGGAUCUGAAGGUGGUGAACAGCUACCUGAAGAGCUGCUUCCUUGUGUUCCCUAACUACAACCUGGGCCAUGGCUUGAUGGAGAUGGCCUACAAUGAGUACAUCAAUGAAUACUAUGCCAAGAUUGGGCAAUUUGAUAAAAUGAAAUCGCCCUUUGAAUGGGAUAUCGUGACACGGGGGCUCGUUGCCAUGACAAUUGAAGGCUUCGUGGGCUUCUUCAUCACCAUCAUGUGCCAGUACAACUUCUUCCGGAAGCCCCAGCGUCUGCCCGUGUCCACCAAACCCAUCGAGGACGACAUCGAUGUGGCCAAUGAGCGGCACCGUGUCCUGCGUGGUGAUGCUGACAACGACAUGCUGAAGAUCGAAAACCUCACCAAGGUGUACAAAUCCCGCAAGAUUGGGCGCAUCCUGGCCGUGGACCGGCUGUGCGUGGGCGUGCGGCCCGGGGAGUGCUUUGGGCUGCUGGGCGUCAAUGGCGCGGGCAAGACAACCACCUUCAAGAUGCUGACGGGGGAUGAGAGCACCACGGGUGGAGAGGCCUUCGUUAACGGGCACAGCAUCCUGAAGGAACUCCUGCAGGUCCAGCAGAGCUUGGGCUACUGCCCCCAGUUCGACGCACUCUUCGAUGAGCUGACGGCACAGGAGCACCUGGAGCUCUACACGCGCCUGCGGGGCAUCCCCUGGAAGGAUGAGGAACGGGUGGUCAAGUGGGCGCUGAAGAAGCUGGAGCUGACCAAGUAUGCGGACAAGCCUGCCAGCACCUAUAGCGGAGGAAACAAGAGGAAGCUGUCCACGGCCAUCGCGCUGAUCGGAUACCCAGCCUUCAUCUUCCUGGAUGAGCCCACCACAGGGAUGGACCCCAAGGCACGGCGCUUCCUCUGGAACCUCAUCCUGGAUGUCAUCAAAACGGGUCGCUCCGUGGUGCUCACGUCCCACAGCAUGGAGGAGUGCGAGGCGCUCUGCACCCGCCUGGCCAUCAUGGUGAACGGGCGGCUCAAGUGUCUUGGCAGCAUCCAGCACCUGAAGAACCGGUUCGGAGAUGGCUACAUGAUUACAGUGCGCACCAAGUCCAGUCUCAACAUCAAGGAGGUGGUGAGGUUCUUCAACCGCAACUUCCCUGAGGCCGUCCUCAAGGAGCGGCACCACACGAAAGCCCAGUACCAGCUGAAGUCGGACCAGAUCUCGCUGGCACAGGUCUUCAGCAAGAUGGAGCAGGUGGUGGAUGUGCUGGGUAUUGAAGACUACUCGGUCAGCCAGACCACGCUGGACAACGUGUUUGUGAAUUUUGCCAAGAAGCAAAGUGACAACCUGGAGCAGCAGGAGACGAGCCCCAGCUGCGCGCUGCAGUCGCCCCUGGAGCGCGUGCUGAGCCUGCUGCGCCCCCGGGCCGCCCCCACGGAGCUGCGGGCCCUGGUGGUGGAGGAGCAGGAGGACCUGGAGACGGACGAUGAAGGUCUCAUCAGCUUUGAGGAGGAGAGGGCUCAGCUCUCGUUCAACACGGACACGCUGUGCUGAGGCCCUGGGGGCAGCCACGUCCCCCAGCUCUGAAGCCACCAGCCCCUUUUGGCCUCUCCCCUCUCUUUGCCCCAUCGAGCGGAGCCGCCACGGCCAGAGGCGAGUGCCAGGGAGGACAUGGCAGGUGUGGUGCCAGCCUCGAUGGACCUCAUGAGCCACUGCCCACCAGCUCACCUUUGUCCCGUUCAGUGUCACUGCGUGGUGCUGUGGGCUCGCCCGGCCAGCGCCUGCCACGGACAGAGACUGCAAGGAGAAGGACGCAGCUUGGGGCUGGUGCUGCCAGCCCUGUGUGCCUCGUGGUGGGGAUGAGACCUGUGAGCGGUGCCUUCGCUUGGGACACCCAUCCUGCACCCCCCAGGACUCCUGGCAGCGGGGACACCUGGCAGCAGCAGCACGCCAGGCCUGGCCAUGGCAGGGCCGGAGGAAGGAUGGCUGCUUGCUCCUCGUUCCAGCACCCCUGGCUUAGCCCUUGGCACUGUGGGGGGCUCAGGGCCCAGGAGCUCCGGUUCUUCACCUGCAAUUGACUCCUAUCACCAAGAGGAUGUCACUGCACCCUCCAGCCUGUCCAAGAGAGGGGCCUCAGCCCCCUGGCUGUCCUGCCUGUCCAUGCUGUGCCAGGCGUGGGCUGGGCACUCAGCACCAUCGCCCAGGCAGGGGACACCUUCCGGGGCAGGGGGAUAUUUCACAGGGUAUUUCACAUGCUGGCACCAGCUCUUUCUCCCCUCUGUCCCCAACCACAUCCCUCCUGCAGAGCCCCUUACCUGCCUCCUGCGCCCUCCCUGCCCGCUUCCCCCGCCACAGGGCAUUGCUGCAGCUGUGCCACCUUUCUGCUCCGUCCCCUCUUUUGCCCCCUUGCCCUGGCACUCAUUGUUCAGCCUCUGGCCCUCUGCAGGAGCCACUGGCACUGGUUUCUUCUUGUUGGGUCCCUCGUGGUACUGGGAGAGGGGAUGCUGCACCCCAGGAUGGGAGUGACUGGCCUUGAGGUACAAGGAUGAUACAGCCCGCUUGGGUGCAGCACAGCCUGGCCCAGCGUGGUGAGGCUGGCACUGUCACUGGGGACAGCAGUGUCCCCUGGGGCUGGCAGUGUCACCGAGUCGGCAGCAGGUGCUCCCUGGGCCAGCAGUGCUCCUCCUUUCUGCAGAGGGUCCUGCAGCUUUGCCAUCCGCGGGGGCCGUGCCCAGCACCCCCAGCCCAGCCCGUGUGUCCUUUCUGCCAUCCUGGCCCGGGUUUGGCGGGCAGCCCUGGGCACCCCAGUUUGCUGCCACGGGGCAGCGUGUGGCAGGGGAAGGGGGGUCAGGGCCAGGCCUGGAAGCAGGGGCAGACCCAGGUGGCAGCUGACCCUGCGCUGUGCCCAUGCCCCCCACUCUCACCAGCCCUGUAUGCCACCUGGUAUAGAUUGUGAUACAAUAUACAGUAUUUUCAAUAGGGGAAAAACUGGGGGGGAGAUAAGCUCUAUUUUCAGAUUUUUCAGACCAUAUUUUUUUUAAUGGCAUACCGGAAACUGGCUGGUCCUGGGGUGGGCGGAUGGCGCAGGUGGGCAGCCCCCCCGGGUGCCCCUUGGUCCCUUGCUGCGCACACUCUGCUUUUCCGGGUGGGCACUGGUAGACGAGCCAGCACGGAGUGAGCCCUUUGCCCCCAGGGAGAGAGGGGAUGGUGUCAGCUUUGGGUGCCCAGUUGUGACCUCAGUGGUGACACCCUUAGGGCACCCCCGGGUGGGCAGGGUGCCCUGCGCUGUGCUCUGGCCAGGGCUGUGUCCUCACCCCAUGUCCUCACUGCCGUCCUGCUCGGGGCUCCACCCCUCCACAGAGCUGCCCCCACCCGCUGCUGUGCCACCGCCCCCAUGCCCCAUGGCUUUCCAUGGUCAAUGGAGAUGCUUUAGUGCCCACGCAGCUGGGGUGCCCAUGGUGGCCUCCCGCAGGCACAGACCCCGCUGGGGGUGGCAGUGGGGAGUGGGCGGGAGGGCAUUGCCCCAGCGCGGGGGUGGCUGUUGCCUUAACACUAUUCGCUUCGUUGAGUCUGGCCCCGCUUUCCUCCUCAUCUCCCGCUCCACGUCCUCGGCCACCAGCUGCAGGCACAAUGCUGGCGCCACGCACGGCCCUGGGCACGGGGCACCCCCAGGGGUGGGGACGCCUUGGAGGAGCCUGUACAUUGCAAGCAAAAGAAACAAAACAAUGAAAUGUGAAAAUAAUGAUCGUUUUAAAUAAAAAAAUAAUAACUGGA